AUGGCGUCCAGAGAUCUGAUGCACACCAACAUUUCUGAGGAGCAGGUCAUUGUAGCCUUCCAUUCUUUUCUUCAGGGUGCUUUAGCACAAGCUCAUGCCGAACAGCUUCUUGACACGGAUGUUCUCAGCUCUGCUGAUGCGGAUAUUCAGAUCGCGGGGCCUGCAAUCUGUCUCUUCCUCGCCGCCCUUCGCAGCGAGGGAGAUCCUCCGAGCAUUGUCACCUCCAUGAUAUCACUGGACGCAACCAACUGCCCUGCCUCUUUUCGGAACUGGUUUAUGCUCUGGUCUGAAUGCGUGCCCAAGAUCAAGGCUCUCUCUCUCGAACUGAGACACGACCUGGCCAGAAUGAUUUGCGAUCAAGAGCCUCAAUGCCAACCGAUUCGGAUUGAUCUUCCGAUCAUGGCUCAAAAUCUGAGGGCUAUUGCAAUUGAGAUUUCGCAGCGGCGUACAUUUCAAGAGCGAUUCUCACAAGAUCUGGACUAUGCCCUUCAGUUUGGCUAUGAUUUCAGAGCCCCAGCUCCUGCGCUGCCUCCCUCUACCUUUCGACCGCCUCCAGCAUACGACGAAAAUGUCUCUGACCCACAAGUGCCUUCCUCACUUGACCCAACUGGUGCCAAACCAUAUGCAUCCCCACUGUCUGCCCUUGACCCCGCCCUGGAAAACCACCCAGCACUACGUAUUAUUCGUGAAACGCUUUACGCAUCUCUUACCGACAUUCUUUACACCACACCGACAGUCUUCGAAAUCUUGCAAUCUAAAAGUUCGACCGAUGGCCAGCUUUCUCGGGCAUAUUUUGGUGCACUAUGUCUAGCCAUUCUAGAAGUUUCCUUAACGCUCGUUAGCCCUACGGAUCGCCAUGUACAGGUAGUCAACCUGGGGAGUGGUUAUCCAUCGAUCUUAAAAGUCGAAGACUGUCCGCCCCAUCUUCAACCACUGGCUGCUCAAUUAUUCUUAAUCGCUUCCUCUACUCAAGCCUUAGCCCAAGAAGACCACGAAGCCGCGGUCGACAAUGCAAGUCAUGGAGGCCAAACUGUUCGAACCAAGAUUGAUAGACUUAAAACUGACUUGGAGCAUGGUACCAACUGGGAGGCCGGACUUGACGCCGACGAGAUUGGGAAUGACCGAGCCGCUAGCCCCAUGGGCACCGUCAGAGUCGCGGCAAACCGAAUCAACGCAUUGGCCCUGGGGAUAAGCCAAAUACCAUCUUUCAGGGAACGCGAAGAGGCUCUUUUCGAGAUCUUAGUGCCCAGUUUGAGCGAACGCAAAAAGAACUGA
This is a messenger RNA of Puccinia triticina, 1275 nucleotides long. RefSeq lists its product as uncharacterized. The transcript has 5 exons. Lineage: Eukaryota; Fungi; Basidiomycota; Pucciniomycetes; Pucciniales; Pucciniaceae. Bases 1 to 1275 code for a protein of 424 amino acids. The record is from RefSeq and is a predicted model, not a curated record.